This is a messenger RNA of Fulmarus glacialis (Northern fulmar), 557 nucleotides long. It is a transcript of the gene L3HYPDH, whose product is annotated as L-3-hydroxyproline dehydratase (trans-). The record is from RefSeq and is a predicted model, not a curated record. The annotation marks the transcript as partial. The transcript has 4 exons. NCBI's taxonomy places the organism in Eukaryota, Metazoa, Chordata, Aves, Procellariiformes, Procellariidae. Gene Ontology annotation, molecular function: hydro-lyase activity.
ACUUGGCCAUCGAUGUCCCUGGUCACGGGAAGGUGGUGGUCGACAUCGGCUACGGUGGCACUUUCUAUGCCUUUCUCAGCGCCGAGCAGCUGGGCCUUGAUGUGUGCUCUUCGAAGACCAGAGACCUCGUCAGUGCGGCGAGCGCAGUGACGGAAGCGGUGAAGAAACAGUUCAAGCUUCAUCACCCUGAAAGUGAAGACCUGGCUUUCCUCUACGGCACCAUACUGACAGACGGGAAAGAUGCCUUUAGUGAGGAGCCCACCACCAACAUCUGUGUGUUUGCAGAUGAACAGGUUGACCGAAGUCCAACAGGUUCGGGUGUGACAGCUCGCAUCGCCUUGCAGUACCAUAAGGGACUCAUCCAGCUGAAUCAGACCAGAACCUUUCGGAGCAGUACCACGGGGUCCUUGUUCACCGGGAAGGCAGUGCAGGAAGCCAAGUUUGGGGAUUACGACGCUGUCGUUGUGGAAGUCUCGGGAGAAGCCUUUUACACCGGUACAGCCAUCUUCACUGUCGAAGAGGAGGAUCCGCUGAAAUACGGCUUCUUCUUCAAGUGA